Sphaeramia orbicularis (orbiculate cardinalfish) is the source of this 3265-nucleotide messenger RNA. It is a transcript of the gene wwp1, whose product is annotated as WW domain containing E3 ubiquitin protein ligase 1. Gene Ontology annotation, cellular component: cytoplasm. The record is from RefSeq and is a predicted model, not a curated record. Gene Ontology annotation, biological process: proteasome-mediated ubiquitin-dependent protein catabolic process; protein ubiquitination. Lineage: Eukaryota; Metazoa; Chordata; Actinopteri; Kurtiformes; Apogonidae. Gene Ontology annotation, molecular function: ubiquitin protein ligase activity; protein binding. The coding region runs from base 230 to 3130 and encodes 966 amino acids. The transcript is spliced from 25 exons.
GGUCUGUUUUGCUGGAUCGUUCCGUUCAGACAUGGCGAGAGAACCGUAGCAUACUGACCGCGGGGCCUGUACGGUUGGGCAUUUUACCGACAACCGUGACGUUCAAGAGCCAUACAAAUACUCAGUGUGGGAAAGGAGCGGAACAGCUGGCGAGGAAUCAUGGGACACAGAGCUGGCUGAAAUCGACGGUCUAGCAGCACACCAAUUGUUUCCCACUGUGGUUUAUGACAUGGCCACGGCCUCAUCUAGAGCAGAAUCUAGCCAUAACCUCAGAGGAUCAUCACAGCUCCAUGCCACUGUUUCCUGUGCCAAAAUCAAGAGGAAGAAGAGCCUCUUUGGGACUACCAUCUAUGUGGAGGCGACGGCUGAUGGGGAGUCGCGCCGCACAGCAAAGUCGCACAGCUCCUCAAGUCCAAAAUGGGACGAAAGACUCACUCUGAAUGUAACGCCACACACACAGGUGGAUUUUAAAGUAUGGAGUCAUCACACCCUCAAAACAGACGCCCUGCUGGGCAAAGCCACGCUGGAUCUAAUGCAAGCCUUGGAACAGCAUGACAGAAAAUUGGAGAAUGUGAAGGAGGUGUUGAAGCUGAGUGUGGAUCAGAAAGGAGCCAUGGUGCCCACGGGGGAGUUGACUGUUUUCCUGGACGGACUGAUCUUCACGGACCAGGAGCAACUGACAACGCUCACCAACGGCAAUGCAACAAAUGGCAAAGUGCAACAGAAUGGUGAUGCCCUCCAUGAAAACGGAGACUCCUCUUCCUCUUCCUCAAGGGCUGCCAACAGCACAGUGAAUGGUACAGACACAGGCCUCAGAUCAGGUUCCUGUUUAGCCUCCAACGGUGUCGAUUGUCAGGUGCCUUCCAGCUCCUGCAGUCCUGCCCUUGGACAUGUGGUCAACGGAGACGUGAUGCACAACUCCACCCCAGUCCACCAACCCUCUGACAGCGACACGGAGAUGAGGACAGUCAAUGGAGAGUCCUGUGAAGUUUCUGCUGGACCUUCCUCUGCUUCUGGUGAAACGAUGCCCCUUACAGAUGACCUCGAGGACUGUUGUCGCGAUACUACCCAAGACUCUGAAACUGCACCAAAUAGCACAUCCCCUGUAUCCGCUCCAUCGACGUCUGUACCGACUCCAGUCUCCUCUUCUUCUUCGUCUGCUGCUAAGCCCAACGAUGGUGCUGCUGCUGCUACUUCUUCUGCUUCUUCCUCCACCUCCACAACACAAGUGGCUGCUACCAUCACAACCUCCUCAUCGUCAUCGUCCUCCCCAGCACAAGGAGAAGCAAACGCCUCAGGAGGUGGUGGUGGUGGUAGUGGUGGUGGAGGUGGGAGUGGGGGUAGCAGUACAAAUGUAACAACAGAUGGGGCCAAGCCCAGGCAGCAGGUCCCAAAUUCUGGAGCCACAGACCCUCUACCACCAGGUUGGGAACAGAGGAAAGACCCUCAUGGGAGAACAUACUAUGUAGACCACAACACCAGAACUACAACCUGGGAACGACCACAGCCGCUACCACCAGGUUGGGAACGCCGUGUGGAUGACCGGGGUAGGAUCUAUUAUGUGGACCACAACACACGCACCACCACGUGGCAGCGACCCACCAUGGAAUCAGUCCGCAACUUUGAGCAAUGGCAGAGCCAGCGCAGCCAGCUGCAAGGAGCUAUGCACCAAUUCAACCAGAGAUACCUCUACUCUGCAUCCAUGAUGUCUGCUGAGAAUGAUCCUCUCGGUCCACUACCUCCUGGCUGGGAGAGGCGCGUGGACUCAAAUGACCGAGUGUACUUUGUUAACCAUAACACCAAGACAACACAAUGGGAAGAUCCCCGAACCCAAGGGCUACAGAAUGAAGACCCUCUGCCUGAGGGUUGGGAGAUCCGGUACACAAGGGAAGGGGUUCGCUACUUUGUGGAUCACAACACCCGAACCACCACUUUCAGCGACCCCCGCACUGGAAAGUCCUCUGUCACCAAAGGCCCUCAAAUCGCUUAUGAGCGCAGCUUCAGAUGGAAGCUUGCCCAUUUUCGCUACUUGUGCCAGUCUAAUGCUCUUCCCAGCCAUGUGAAGAUCACCGUCUCCAGACAGACAUUAUUUGAAGACUCUUUUCAGCAAAUUAUGGCCCUGAAGCCUUACGACUUGAGGAGGAGACUCUACGUCAUCUUCAGAGGAGAGGAGGGUCUAGACUACGGCGGCUUAGCUCGGGAGUGGUUCUUCUUGUUAUCUCAUGAGGUGCUGAACCCUAUGUACUGUCUAUUCGAGUACGCUGGCAAGAGCAACUACUGUCUGCAGAUCAACCCAGCCUCUGCUAUCAACCCCGACCACCUCUCCUAUUUCUGCUUCAUAGGCCGCUUUAUCGCUAUGGCACUUUUCCACGGGAAGUUCAUUGACACAGGCUUCUCCUUGCCUUUCUACAAACGCAUGUUGAACAAGAAAUUAAUCCUCAAAGACCUGGAGUCCAUCGACCCAGAGUUUUACAACUCACUCAUAUGGAUCAGGGACAACAACAUUGAGGAGUGUGGUCUGGAGAUGUACUUCUCUGUUGACAUGGAGAUCCUAGGGAAGAUCACAUCACAUGAUCUCAAACCCGACGGUGCCAACGUCUUGGUCACUGAGGAGAACAAGGAGGAGUAUAUCAGUUUAAUGGCAGAGUGGAGGUUCUCCCGUGGGGUCGAAGGUCAGACCAAAGCAUUCUUGGACGGCUUCAACGAGGUUGUUCCUCUUCAGUGGCUCCAGUAUUUCGAUGAAAAGGAGCUGGAGGUCAUGUUGUGUGGCAUGCAGGAGGUGGACCUCCAAGACUGGCAGAGGAACACAGUGUAUCGCCACUACACCAGGAACAGCAAACAGAUCAUCUGGUUCUGGCAGCUGGUGAAAGAAGUGGACAACGAGGUGCGACUGCGACUCAUGCAGUUCGUCACUGGAACCUGCAGACUUCCAUUAGGAGGUUUUGCUGAACUUAUGGGAAGUAACGGGCCCCAAAAGUUCUGCAUCGAGAAGGUGGGGAAGGACACAUGGCUUCCCAGGAGCCACACAUGUUUUAAUCGUCUGGAUUUGCCCCCGUACAAAAGCUUCGAACAGCUGAAGGAGAAGCUGCUGUUUGCCAUCGAAGAAACCGAAGGAUUUGGCCAAGAAUAAACGGUGGAGUCGACCCGUUUCUACCCCCCCCAUCGCUGUUUAUUCAGCCAACUAAAACAAACAAAAGAGAAAAAAAUUGCACAAGAUAACCACCAAUGUAUAUAAGCUAUUUUGUCAUUUUAAACCAAAUCUUAA